AUUUUCCUGCUCUCCCAAUUCUUGACAUAUUUCAUUUCUUGAUAUAAUCUCAUCAUUCCAAUAUUCUUCAAUCUCCUGGUUCAGGAUUUGAUCGAUCAUCUACAACUUCUUCAUCCGAAAAUGCCUUAAAUGAGAGAAUGAAGAAUUUAAUUCACCAACUAAGAUCAUCCACUAUCCAAUCUCCAUUGGAACUCAUCAGUCACAUUAAAAGCUGCUGGCACAUUACGAAGAGCCACCCUCAUGUGCCUUUUGAAAGAAAACUCUUCCAUAACCCCAGCAUUAACAUUAAAAUGGUGUACUCGUGCUUUCAUAACAACAUCAAAAGAAGUAGGCUAUAAAUAAGAGAAAUAAAUCACCAUAAUAUACACACUCGUCGAUCAACCAUACAGUAUUAUCCACAAAACAAACAACCAUGUCCAUUUCCUUCAACUUCCCCCAUUUCACCCCAGGUGACCCAAGUAUAACUCUCCAAGGUGAUGCCAAGAUCUUGGCCCUGCCAAAUGAUCCAUCCAUUGGUUGGACUACAAGUCGUGCUUGGUAUGCAAAGCCAGUGCCCAUUUGGGAUUCUGCCACUGGUGGUGUUUCAAGCUCUGUCACUUCCUUCUCUUUUGUUGUGAAUGACUUCGAAAGUUAUAUACCAGCUGAUGGUCUUGCCUUCUUUCUUGCACCGUAUGAGACUCAGAUUCCUAGCAAUUCAGCUGGUGGGAAUCUCGGAUUGGUUAACAGCACCACUGCCUUGAAUCAAUUUGUUGCUGUAGAAUUUGAUACUUUCACCAAUGAUUGGGACCCAAAUUCUAGUCAUAUUGGAAUCAAUGUUAACUCUGUAAUUUCGCUGAAGACUGUGCCAUGGAACAGGGUGUCUGGUUCAUUGGAAAAAGUAAGUAUAAUCUAUGACUCUUUAACUAAGACAUUGAGUGUUGCUGUGACUCACAAGAAUGGUGAAAUUUCCACCAUUUCUCAAGUUGUUGAUUUGAAAGCAGUGCUUCCGGAAAAGGUCAGCGUUGGUUUUACUGCAACCACAACAUCAGGCUUUCGUGAGAAGCAUGACAUCCAUUCAUGGUCUUUCACUUCAACCUUGAACAACAACAGCUCAACAUAAAUGUUAUUGCAAACUCUGCAUGAUUUGCCCUACUUAUGCUAUAAUGAUUUGAUGUUGUGAACUUCAGUACUAUCUAAAAUAUGCACCAUGCAUAUGGAUUUUUGCUUAAUGAUUUGUAUUGAAUUUGCCUUUAAUCAUUUUAUAUUCAGUCACGUUUAUUAAUGUUUGGUUACAUUGCAUAUAGGGACAUCAGUAGUCCUAAUGUAGAAUUAUAUUGUGGGGGUAAUGGUUCCAGGCUAAGCCAAACCACCCCUAUCAGCUUUCUGGAUACCCUGAGUAUUAUUGAAAUGUUGUCCACCUGAAUCACACUGUGACACAACGUAUUCUAGUUAAAAAUAUCCCAUAUAAACUAAGGAUUCAGCCACAGUAAAUAGGUGUUCAUAAUUGAAAAAAGGAUCCACAAUCCCAAACUAGUGUUUAGCUUCACAUGACAUCUAAUUAAAUACUAUGCCUCACUAUCAAUCAGAUUGCACAUAAAUUAAUGAAAUAUCCCUUGAACCAACUGCAAUUCAACGGUGCCCACUAGGGUGGGCAAGUUAUAAUCCUGGUCCAUGUGGACCAGAGGAUAACUUUGUCUUUUCCCUUUCCCUUUAGCCUUUACUCUUUCCUCUUCCUGGCAGACUCUUUGUUCCUCCUCCCUUUACCUUUCUCAAUCGAAAAGCUCCACCACGACAUCUUCAUCCUCCUCCUCUGGUUCGAUUACUUCUGCGGCGAAGGGUGAACCGUGGCCGUUUCCAAGGGAGUCCGACUAGGCGACUGUGAAGUGCAGCGACGGGGAAGCGCCGAGGAGGGUGACGACGACGGUGUGCUGCGAGGAUCGGCACGGUCUGAACCAGGACAUGACGCAGGCCAUCAUUGUCUCUUCAUGAAUCACCUGCCACCAUCCUCGACGGGGAAGCGCCGAGGAGGCUGUUGGGUCUGGUUCAAGUUCAAGUUCAUAGCUUUUUUCAAGUUGUUCAUCUCCUUUCCAUCCCCUUCUCAUUUGCUAUAGAUCUGAUAUGUAUUUUUUUAGGUUCUUUUGAGUUUUUUGUAUAAAUUGAUUUCUGGAACGGGAUGCAUUUUGAGUUUGCUUCA
Messenger RNA from Lotus japonicus, 2173 nucleotides. RefSeq names its product putative bark agglutinin LECRPA3. Gene Ontology annotation, molecular function: carbohydrate binding. NCBI's taxonomy places the organism in Eukaryota, Viridiplantae, Streptophyta, Magnoliopsida, Fabales, Fabaceae. The record is from RefSeq and is a predicted model, not a curated record.